This is a messenger RNA of Pelobates cultripes (western spadefoot toad), 5439 nucleotides long. The record is from the annotation of a GenBank genome assembly. NCBI's taxonomy places the organism in Eukaryota, Metazoa, Chordata, Amphibia, Anura, Pelobatidae.
UGGGAUUCUUGUGCAAGAGGAGAAGAUACAGACCCAUUUCUGGACCCUGGACAGGUACCUGCAGACAGUUAAGAUGAUGUUCCCCAGCCUUAUAGCUCCCCCAGCAGUGUACCCCAGUCUCCUGAGACCGACCCCCACCAUGAGUCUGCACUCCGCUUUAGCAAGCCACUCCAGCUUCCUUGUGGAGGAUCUGAUCAGAAUCAGCAGGCCAGCAGCAUACCUCCCCAGGGCUGUACCUCCACCCAGCAUGUCACCCCCUAAAUCUGACAGCCCCACUGGCAUGUCAGACUGCAGAAGGGAGAACACAGCACAGAAUUCUGCAAACACCAACGGUUCUACUUACCUGAAGUUUGGAGUCAAUGCCAUCCUUUCUUCAAACACAAGGACAGGUGAGUGUCAACCAUGGAGGGGGGGUGGGGGGGGAGUAUAACUCUGGAAAGGCAGGCAGUGAGACUGACAGACUACAUGUUUCUUUACUGAACUGUGAAUUGUGGUGAAUUUAAAACCUUCAUAAAUGCAGAUCAAAAUAGCUGAUCUUUGAUAAAUUGUAGUUUAUCUUGGAUAUUUUAUAUUAAAAUUAGCUUCACUACAGUACACAGUUUAGCAAACAAACCCUUCUAUAUUCAAAUAGUAACCAUUGAUAUUUUCAAACAAUUAAAACAAAGCAAAUAUAUACUGAGAGGCUAAAUAAUAAAUGAAUGGCUUACUGCUAAAAUGAGAGUAUUUUACACAUUAACAUCUUAGAAUAUGACAUUAAGUUCAUAGUAAAUUAAGCAUUGCAGGUACCUCACCCUGACAACUCCUAGCCUAUAACUGUAUACAUUUCCUACCAUUUCCAAAAGGGGACUGUUUCCUAAAGUAGGACACUUGCUAUGAAUGCUACCUGUCACAUACAGAAGUAUUAUACUCCAACCACCCUAAUAUUUCUAUAUAGAGAGUGCACUGUUGGGGUCAGAAUAGUCCUAGUUAGUGCUGGGCCAGUAAUUGCUUAAUUAGCAUUUUAAAAAUGGUAUUUAGUGGUCAGAACCCCUUAAACCAAACAAUUAAGGGUCUUAUUACAGUCUAUUUUUUUAAGCAGAGGGUAAAUCGGUCUGUUAUGUGUUAUGACUCACAAUUAUAUCCUUUACCACUGAUUUCUAUACCAUUCCGUUUCAAAACCAUUUGAGAUGGUAUAUAGGAAUUUUCCUGAUGUAGGAAUUUAGAAUAUUUGGAAAUAUAACCUCUCAGGGUAUUGAGAUACUUUAGGAUAUCCCCUUCUCCCGGUGCUGAUGAUCAAUUGGAGGAAGGGGAUACCCCAAUCCUAGCUAUUGGUGAUACAUAUUGGGAAUAUAAUCGGUAAUGUUCCAUCCCUAGCUAUUGGUGGUACAUAUUGGGAAUAUAAUUGGUAACGUUUCAUCCCUAGCUAUUGGUGAUACAUAUUGGGAAUAUAAUUGGUAACGUUCCAUCCCUAGCUAUUGGUGGUACAUAUUGGGAAUAUAAUUGGUAACGUUCCAUCCCUAGCUAUUGGUGGUACAUAUUGGGAAUAUAAUUGGUAACGUUCCAUCCCUAGCUAUUGGUGGUACAUAUUGGGAAUAUAAUUGGUGACGUUUCAUCCCUAGCUAUUGGUGAUACAUAUUGAGAAUAUAAUUGGUAACGUUCCAUCCCUAGCUAUUGGUGGUACAUAUUGGGAAUAUAAUUGGUAACGUUUCAUCCCUAGCCAUUGGUGGUACGUAUUGGGAAUAGAAUUGGUAACAUUUCAUCCCUAGCUAUUGGUGAUACAUUUUGGGAAUAUAUUUGGGAAUGUCCACUCCCUAGCUAUUGGUGGUACAUAUUGGGGAUAUAUUUGGGAAUGUGCCAUGCCUAGCUUUUGGUGGUACAAUUUGCAUUGUAUUAAAGAAUGUCCAGUCCCCAUGUGUUGGUGAUAAAUAAUGGCCUCUGGAAAGUUUCAACAUUAAUUUUGCCUCUUGGUUUCAGAUACCUCUCCUGCUCUGAUUUCAACCCUCUCUCCAAAGACCUUCUCAUUCCCGUAUUUUGAUGGAUCUCUCCAGCCCUUCAUCAGAUCUUCCUACUACCCAGGUAUGUCUUUAGCCGCUUUCUGUAACUCUUGUUUGGGAUAGAUGUCCAAUUUCCAGACCUAUUUCACGCCUAUUCCAGGGCUAUUCCUCUACAUCCCCCUCCGGGUCUCUGCUAAGGUCCGGGGACUAGAAAAAGGAGGAUCCGGAGAAAUCAGUCUCGCUAAUUUGAUACACUUUUUAGCACAAGCUCAGGCUCCUGACAUUGUGUAGCAAUUGCCUGAUCUACAAAUUAGCACGAAUUGUCAGGCUGAAAAUUUGAGGCGUUUCCUGCUCGGAGGGGAAACCUUGGCUCCUCUUCAUGGCUGUUCUUUCCCACAGAGUCAGUGCACUUUGCCUGAUUACCAACAAAGCAUUUAGCACCAUGACCAAUCUGCCCAACCACACACAGACACCUACCAGCAAUGGACUAAUUCUCCAUUAAGGGUCACCCAGUGUUCUAAUAAUUUCACAAGACCACAUAGUGAGUUCCCUUGUGUGGGAUAUUAGCCGGUCCACUCAAUGAACCAAACGUCCGUCCAAUUAAAGGACAAAGUCAGGGUAAUAUAUUAGACUUCAAAUUGUAGCAAAGUGAAUUCCAAGAGGCAAAAUUAAGGCUAAAUCAAAGCAGCGGAUUUGGAGAAACUCUUUACGAUGGCUACAAUCGCAGAUUAAAAGUUUUAGCCUGAAUUUUGCUUUGAGAUUUCAUUUUGCUGCAAUGUGACAUUCAGUGGAUUAGAAUGACGACAUGGUUAUUUAACCCCUUAAGGACACACGACUGAAAUAUUCCGUCAUGAUUCACUUUUAUUUCAGAAGUUGUGUCUUUAAGGGGUUAAUAAAGUUUGACUUGUUGGAAAUUGAAAAUGUAAUACAAAGUGAAUUUCCUAUUUUAGGCCAAAGUAGCUAAGUUAAAAUGUAGCUUUCUGGGCCUAAAUGUUGAAUGUCUGACAUUACACACGUCAGUGAAUAGCUCUGUACAGUGACCGGAAAAUAAUGAAUAGGGAUUGCCAUGUCCCCUAAUAUGUGAAGUUUAUUUGUCUCUAAGUUUUAAAUCUUAAACAUACCCAAAAAUGCCCUUUCCCCCUCCCUCACUGGCCCUAAUAAAGGAAUUUAAUUCCAUUCCAAACCUAGGGUAUUUGUCCCAAAAACAACUGUUUUUUUUUUUUUCUCCUAAAAAGGGAAGAAAGGGGGAGGCAUAUAACUCUUUUUAAAUGAAUGAUUGAAGGGAGAAGUACACUGCCCCUGUCACCGGAGUCCCACUGAUGGCAUUGGCAUGCAGUUGUGUUUAGUUUCAAAGUGUAAAAACUCCUUUUGUCCCAAUAAUAUAUGGCUUUAGCCAAAGAGCCCAGUCUCAUUCUGCCACUUCAUUACUACACAAUUACCAUUCACGCCUCAUUAGAAACACUGCUUCACUUUGCUUUGGCUCUAAGAAGGGUCUCUCUCCUUUUUAUCACACAAAUACAUUGAGCAGCAAAUAAUUAGCUGCAGUUUCCAUUUGGACAAACUAUUUGUAGCGGAGUCUACUUCUUUUUAAAGAAAAGAGGGGAAUGUAUCCAAGAUGGAUGGAUGGAUACAGAGAUAGAGAGCUGGUGGGAUAGAAUGAUCCGCACAAAGAGGGCAGAUCAUAUAUAUAUUUUUUUUGCUAUAUAUAAGAUCUAUUUUGCAGAAUACUCUUUGCAUUGGGCUGGGAAGGUUGGGCUCAUAAAAUAACCAUUUAUUUGGGGUAGUUACAGGCUGGGGCCUGAUGGCUAGGAUGCAUCAUGCAGCACUUUUUAUUGAGGUGGGGAACCCAGAAAAGUGAUGAUUGGGGGUGGAUCCACUUUUUGGUCUCAAACUGUUUGGGGUCUGAGUUUUGAUGUGAGAUUAGAAGAAUCUUUGAAAAUAAUUAAGGUCUCAAUAUAUAGAAUUGAAAUGUAAAAAAUUAAAAGGGGCUCUUUUUAUAUUGAUUUAAUUUUUUUUUUUUAAAUAGAACCUAGAUUGCAUGUUAGGUUUCUUUACACAGAGCUGGGCUCAGUAUGAAUGUACUUUAAUUUAGCCUUCCAAUCCUGCAAUAGCUCCCUCUAGUGAUGCAAUAUGUGCAUUAUGUCCCUGGUAGGCUGUUAUAGUGUAAGCUGAAUCUUGUCCUGCGGACACACCAGUUUCAUAUUCUAGAAUUAAAUAAUGAUAAUGUCUGUCUUCUGAUUGGAUUUAUCAUUAAUGUUUUAUCUUCUUGUUUUCCAGGUUCGUCCUCGGUGGUUCCGAUUCCCGGUACAUUCUCCUGGCCCCUGGCGGCUAGAGGUAAACCGCGGCGGGGGAUGCUGCGCAGAGCUGUAUUUUCAGACGUCCAGCGCAAAGCCCUAGAAAAGAUGUUUCAGAAACAGAAGUAUAUCAGCAAACCAGAUCGGAAGAAACUGGCAGGGAAACUGGGCCUUAAAGACUCUCAGGUAGAAACCUCAAACCAUUUACUGCGUUACAGCUGGGACCUAGGCAAGAACCGCCCCGUGUAUUUAUAUUACUGCAUGGCACAAGUUUACCAGCCAUGGCAGCCAUAGAGAAACUGGCACUAAAUGCACAAACUCCAAAUGGCACCAUCUCCCAGUACAAGUAGUCUUUGCAAAACGACAGAGCCCUAUCCACCCCACAUAUCUCACCAAGUUUAAUCACUAAAGGAGGGUGGAAUCCACGCCAUUGUGCCAGGAUUAUUUACAAGUGUUAAUUAACAGAAAUAUAAAACUGAAUUCAAAGUAAAUUUAAAAUGAUGGACCAAUAUAGUGAUGCUGCAGCUUACCUGUAGAAUUUUUCCAAUAUAUGUAAAAUUUAUUUUUAAUUCAAUUUGAAACCCCAAUAAAUUGCUAAUGUUAAUAACCGUGCUCCGAGGACUUUUUCCCAGUCAGAAGUUAACUCCCUACAACACACAGUUUAGUAGAUAAGCCCCUGUAUUGUUGAUGGGUGUUGUUUGUUGGGGAGAAUUUCACACUAAUUGUGCUGAGCUAUUGGUCAAAAAUAAAUGAAACGCAAAGAUAAUAUUUUUGGGAAACGGCAAUAAUGUUUAAUUCACUUUGCUUUUUUUUGUAUAUUUUAGGUGAAAAUCUGGUUUCAGAACAGGAGGAUGAAAUGGAGGAACUCAAAGGAAAGGGAACUUCUCUCUUCCGGAGGGAGCAGGGAGCAGACGCUACCCACCAAAUUUAACCCUCACCCCGACCUCAGCGAUGUGGGUAAGAAGAGUCUUGAAGAUGGUGAGGAAGAGACUCUGUGCCCAGCUGGCAGCCCAAGGCACGUCUUGUCCUACGCGUGCUCUGACCUCCACCUUCGCCUGGACGCUCCGCUACCCUCCUCCCCCUAUAACUCCAGCAGCCCCAGCAAACCCUCUGACUUCUCUGACUCAGAGGACGAGGAAGGGGCACAGGAGGAAGAGAUCACGGUGUCCUAG